GUAGUUAUUCGACGCCUUCCUCCUUGUCUGACUAAGGAGCAACUGGAGGAACAGCUACAUCCUCUACCUGCCCAUGAUUAUUUUGAGUUUUGCACUGCUGAUCCCAGCCUUUAUCCUCAUCUCUACUCAAGAGCAUACAUUAACUUUAGAAAUCCUGAGGACAUCCUUCUUUUUAGAGAUCGCUUUGAUGGCUAUGUCUUCAUUGAUAAUAAAGGUCUGGAGUAUCCUGCAGUGGUUGAAUUUGCUCCAUUCCAGAAAAUUUCAAAAAAGAAACUGAAGAAGAAGGAUGCCAAGGCUGGGAGCAUUGAAGAUGAUCCAGAAUAUAGGAAAUUUUUAGACAGUUAUUGUGCUGAUGAAGAGAAAAUCUGUGCCAAUCCUGAGAUUCUUUUGGGAGAGAUUGAGGCCAAAACAAGGGAACUCAUUGCUAGAAGAACAACACCCCUUUUGGAAUAUAUUAAAAAUAGAAAAUUAGAAAAGCAGAGACUACGAGAAGAGAAGAGAGAAGAACGGAGGCGGAGGGAAAUGGAGAAGAAACGUCUGCGGGAGGAGGAGAAAAGGAAGCGCAGAGAAGAGGAGAGACGUAGAAGGAAAGAAGUGGAGAAGCAAAAGAAAAUUUCUGAAAAAGAAAUAAGGAUCAAGCUUCUCAAGAAGCCUGAAAAAGGAGAUGAACUGGCCAGUGAAAAGCACAAGGAAAAAGGUGAAGAAGAUGACACUGAGGAAAACAAAUGGGAUAAAUCACCUGGAUCUGGGAGUAUAAAAUCCAGAUCUUUGGAGGGUUCACUAAAAGAAUUUAAGGAAAAGUCACAAAAUGAUAGUGACAAAGAGCAAAGAGAUUUGGAGAGAAGAUUUCGAGAAAAAGAACCUGAAAGACAAAGGUACCGAUUGGAUGAUGGCAGAAAGCAUAGAGCUCACUAUGAGUUUGACAAGUUUGUGAGAAGGAAUGAAGAAGAGCUGAAGUGGGGGAAAGGAUACAACCAAGACAGAGGAAAGAAAGGGAACUACAACUACAGCUUCACUGUGGAGGCAGUAGACAAACUGGGUAAAGAGGACAAGUGUGAUGACAUGGCAUCCAAAAAGGAGCGCAUAAGAAAUAAGGACCGCCCAGCCAUGCAGCUGUACCAGCCAGGAGCCCGCAUCCGAACGCACACGGGAGCUACCAGUAAAACCUCCGAGUGCUGCGGUGGGAAGGCCUUUGAAGAUGCUCUUGAUAAAAAGGAUGAGGCAGAUAAUUCAGCUGGGGGUGGUUCUGAGAAGAGCGAAGAAGCAGAAUAAAGCAAACUGGAGGAAAGAGUCAUGAAAAGGGAUGAACUUAACAUUCAGCCUCAUCACAAAAAUAUCCAUAGGGCUGUUUCAGAACCCCACGGGUGAUCACUCCAACAAAAUUACAAUAGCUCUGCCUCUUACUUCCU
This is a messenger RNA of Merops nubicus (carmine bee-eater), 1409 nucleotides long. RefSeq names its product UPF3 regulator of nonsense transcripts homolog A (yeast) (gene UPF3A). Gene Ontology annotation, cellular component: nucleolus; cytoplasm. The annotation marks the transcript as partial. Lineage: Eukaryota; Metazoa; Chordata; Aves; Coraciiformes; Meropidae. Gene Ontology annotation, biological process: nuclear-transcribed mRNA catabolic process, nonsense-mediated decay; positive regulation of translation. The record is from RefSeq and is a predicted model, not a curated record. Gene Ontology annotation, molecular function: telomeric repeat DNA binding. The transcript has 9 exons.